Diabrotica balteata is the source of this 258-nucleotide messenger RNA. NCBI's taxonomy places the organism in Eukaryota, Metazoa, Arthropoda, Insecta, Coleoptera, Chrysomelidae. The record is from the annotation of a GenBank genome assembly.
AUGACCAAUUUUAUUGACAAUCACAAUCCCAAGUUCCUACUCGAUAGUCAACAAUUCACUGAUCUGGUAGAGAACACUCACGGUAGUAGUGAUGUAUUAAGCAUUGCUAAAGACUAUGCCCUACAUAUUCCAUCUCUUAUAGAAAUGAUAAAUGAAAUACAUUCGCAGGCUGAAGAUCAAAAUAUGAAAAUUAAAUGUACUAGACUAAGUAAAAAAUUAACUACACAACUGCUCGAGCAUGUUGGUUCAUCUGACUAA